GUAUGACGUAUCCAACCCAGUAGAUUCCUGGCCUUGGGUAUCCAAACCCGCUUCGCCGAACCAAACGACCUCAUCGUCAUCGAACCAAAUUUCCGGCCACAUUCAUCCUCCCGGAGAAUCCAUAUAAAUUGACGAAUCCCACCCCAUAAAUCAAUUCCCAGAAGUCGCAUCGGGGUCGCUUGAUUCUGUAGCAUCGCCAUCGAAUCCAUAAUUGCGGGGAGACUAGGCCGGAAGCCAUGGCCGCCAAACCCGGUUCCGUUCACAAAUCGGAGGAAGAGUGGCGGGCUAUUCUCUCGCCGGAGCAGUUUCGAAUCCUCCGCCAGAAAGGAACCGAGCCAGGAGGCACUGGGGAAUAUGACAAGGUCUUCAGCGAAGGCAUCUACAAUUGUGCUGGUUGUGGCACUCCACUUUAUAAAUCUACCACCAAAUUCAACUCUGGCUGUGGCUGGCCUGCUUUCUUCGAGGGUCUUCCCGGAGCCAUUAAUCGCUCUCCUGACCCGGAUGGGAGGAGAACAGAAAUUACUUGUGCGGCUUGUGGUGGUCAUUUAGGCCAUGUUUUCAAAGGCGAGGGCUUCCCGACGCCAACUGAUGAGCGCCACUGCGUCAACAGCGUUUCGAUCAAGUUUGUCCCACCCGAGACUUCAUCUGCCUCGCUGUGAAAAUCAUCAGGAAGGUUUUAAUCUGUUCUUCUGUUAGCUUAAUAAACUUUAGUGUGGUUUGUAAUGAAGUAGCAGUGUUGCAUACAAGUUUGAGACUUGGUGUUUAGUAUUCCUAAGCAAUUUUAACUCUUUAUCUACCGGCAUCAAACAAAGCUUUACCUA
Messenger RNA from Diospyros lotus (date-plum), 821 nucleotides. RefSeq names its product peptide methionine sulfoxide reductase B5-like. The record is from RefSeq and is a predicted model, not a curated record. The transcript is spliced from 3 exons. Gene Ontology annotation, molecular function: peptide-methionine (R)-S-oxide reductase activity. NCBI's taxonomy places the organism in Eukaryota, Viridiplantae, Streptophyta, Magnoliopsida, Ericales, Ebenaceae. Gene Ontology annotation, biological process: response to oxidative stress; protein repair. The coding region runs from base 237 to 659 and encodes 140 amino acids.